Messenger RNA from Monodelphis domestica (gray short-tailed opossum), 1612 nucleotides. It is a transcript of the gene NMB, whose product is annotated as neuromedin B. The record is from RefSeq and is a predicted model, not a curated record. Gene Ontology annotation, cellular component: neuron projection. Gene Ontology annotation, biological process: neuropeptide signaling pathway; positive regulation of hormone secretion. Lineage: Eukaryota; Metazoa; Chordata; Mammalia; Didelphimorphia; Didelphidae. Gene Ontology annotation, molecular function: neuromedin B receptor binding; neuropeptide hormone activity.
CAACAAUACUGGAGUGGUUUGCCAUUUACUUCUCCAGCUCAUUUUACAGAUGAAGAAACUGAGGCAAACAGGACUAAUCGACUUGCCCAGAAUGACACAGCUAGCAGACGGGGCUCCGUGUUCAUGAGCCUGAGAUUCCUGGAGCAAAGAGGAUCACUCCUGGGUCUGGGGACCAUGUGAUCCACCCCCCUGCAGCCUCAAGAGGCAGCGGACUUCCCAGGGAGAGCCACAGCAUCACAGUCAUAGGAGGGACCUUCUGGGUCGCCUAGUGCCGCAUGGACCCCUCUAGCAGGCUGAUGAAGCCUGUGGUUUUCCCUUCUCGGAAUCAUGUUUUUAAAGACGUAAAAUAAAUGACCACAGAUUAAGAAGGAAAGUGAUUACAUCGAAGCACGGCCAUCGAAUAUACAUAUACUUAAAUUCCAAGAUCCCUUUGAGCCCGGAGAUGCGGUGCUUUCCACAUAUGCCUUACACGCUCUGUACACACAGCUCUCUUCAGAGCCUCACUCCCUUCCACCCAUUUUUUCAGCAGCCUGUGCCUAAAUGACCAAAGAAUCCUUCAGUACACACACACCCAGACCCAGAUUGAGAACCCCAAAUGCUGUUGAUUCCUCUCACAACAAAAGAAAAGAAACCACAGAGUAGUAAAGCGACUGGUCCUAGGUCUCCCAGCUAGCCUCUGAGGAAGGGGAUUUGAACCCAGGAGCCUCCUUGUUUUGCAUCUCACAGCUUUCUCUCCCAUAGAGCUGCUUAGUCAGGGACAGGUUAACACAGAUGCCUAGAAGAACUGCAGAGGCAGUGAGAGUGUAGAUAGAGAUCUGUGCAUUAUUCAUAGGGAAGACUCCACCCCCAGGGCCUGGGGACUUAAAGGGAGCUGGGGGAAGCGGGGAGGGGAGCUGGAAAGAAAUCCCAGAGCAGGAGAGGGAGCAGGAGAAGCAACUAAGGAGGGACAAGUCCUACAAGUGGUAUAUGCUGGGGUCUGGGUCCGAGCCAAGCAUGACCUCUGAGCUGACCCGCCGACCCCUGCACCCUCGGCUCCUCAGUUGCCUGGUGUUCCUGGCUUUCCUCUCCAGCACCUCCACACUCAGCCUGGACUUUGCUGAACAUCGGAAUAAAGCCGCCAAGAUCAAAAUCCACCCCAGAGGCAACCUCUGGGCCACAGGCCACUUCAUGGGCAAGAAGAGCGUGGAGCCCCUGGCCUUCUCGUCUGGGACAGCCACCCACACCACCCUGGAGGAAAUGAAAGACCGGCUGAGUCAUGACUUGGUUAGGGUCCUCUGGCUGAGGAAAUCCUUGGGCAUGAGCCAAGAGGACCCUGCAGUGAGCGCCCAGGACCUAUGGAUGCUUCUUCGGCAGCUGGAGAAAUAAUCAGGUCACUAGGCAGGUAUGGCUCAGACUGCACAAACCAUGCAACUGUAUGGAUUUCACACCUUGGCUACCAGGGGCAACUGCCACAGUCAAGAAGAGGAAUUCCAGCCCCCUUGUUGUUGCUACAUCAUGUCUGUAAUCUUUGAUUGAGAUCACUCACUGUUAAAGCUAUUCUUCAAGAUACCCUCUGUAUAUUUUUUUUUUCUGCAUCCUUGUUGAGGCUGUGAAUAAAACCUUAUUCUUUGCA